AUGUCUCCGAAGGUUACCAAAAUCAAACUCAACAAUGGUAUGGAACUGCCAAUGGUUGGUCUCGGAACUUAUGCAAGAAAAUGGGAUGCAGGGGAUUUCCAGCAAGCUGUAGAGUGUGGCAUAGACUUAGGCUACAGGCACAUUGACACUGCAUCUAUUUAUAAGAAUGAAGAGGAGGUGGGACAGGGCAUACUUAAUAAGAUUAAGAAUGGAAAUGUAUCUCGCGAUGACCUUUUUAUUACAACUAAGUUGUGGAACAAUUAUCAUGGAGAGAAUGACGUAGUUCCGGCAUUGAAAGAAUCUCUAGAAAAACUGAAACUAGACUAUGUGGACUUGUAUUUAGUUCAUUGGCCUAUCUCAAUCAAUAAUAAUGGAGAAGACAAAGGCAUAGACUACUUAGAAACUUGGUUGGGAAUGGAACAAGCUUUACAGCUUGGUCUCACCAAAGCAAUUGGUGUUUCUAAUUUUAAUGAAGAACAACUGGACCGACUGCUCAAAGUAGCUAAAGUUAAACCUGUUGUCAAUCAAAUUGAGAUCAACCCCACUCUAACUCAACAUAAAUUGGUGGACUUCUGCAAGAGUUCAAAUGUUCAAGCGGUGGCUUACACCCCUCUGGGACUCAUGUCUGAUGCUCGACCUGAGUUUGCACACCUUGAUCGGAUCAAAACUGAUCCAAAAUUAGGAGCAUUGGCUGCCAAGCAUGGCAAAACUCGUGCACAGAUAGCACUGAGAUACUUGGUUCAACGUGGUAUUGUGGUUAUUCCGAAGUCUUUUACGAAGUCUCGAAUGGAGGAGAACUUGAAUAUUUUCGAGUUUGAAUUGAGCGAUGACGAAAUGGCGCUGGUGGAUAGCUUUAAUAUAGACCAUCGGUGUGUGCCGGCCACUUCUUUCGCUCACCAUAAAUAUUACCCCUUUUAG
Molecule: messenger RNA, 918 nt
Organism: Pieris macdunnoughi
Lineage: Eukaryota; Metazoa; Arthropoda; Insecta; Lepidoptera; Pieridae
Source: the annotation of a GenBank genome assembly